Molecule: messenger RNA, 620 nt
Organism: Dromiciops gliroides (monito del monte)
Lineage: Eukaryota; Metazoa; Chordata; Mammalia; Microbiotheria; Microbiotheriidae
Gene: LYZ
Product: lysozyme
Exons: 4
Coding region: 45-488 (147 amino acids)
Biological process (GO): defense response to Gram-positive bacterium; defense response to Gram-negative bacterium
Molecular function (GO): lysozyme activity
Source: RefSeq, a predicted model, not a curated record
CAACUCAGCCUUGGCAGUUUGAGUAGUUCGAAUACUCAGACAACAUGAAGGUACUCUUUUUUCUGGGAUUGAUCUUCCUGCCUAUGGUGGUCCAUGGUAUUCAAUUGGAACGAUGUGAAUUUGCCAGAAGAAUAAAGCAGCUAGGCAUGGAUGGCUACCAUAGCAUCAGCCUGGCUAACUGGGUUUGCUUGGCACAAUGGGAGAGCAGUUUUAACACCAAAGCUACAAACUACAACCCUGGAGAUAAAAGCACUGAUUAUGGGAUAUUUCAGAUCAACAGUCACUACUGGUGUGAUGAUGGCAAGACUCCACAUGCAUCAAAUGGGUGUAAAGUCAAAUGCUCAGAACUUCAGGAAGAUAACCUUGUUAAAGCAACAAAUUGUGCCAAGAAGAUUGUAGAUCAACAAGGCAUUCAGGCAUGGGUGGCCUGGAGAAACAAGUGCCAAGGAAAAGAUCUUUCCCAAUAUCUCAGAGGUUGCCAUCUGUAACCAGCUACCUUUAGGUCCUUCAACUCAUUGCGAUUCCUCUGCCUAUAAAGGAGCUUUUUCCAAUCCAUCAAAUAUAAUACUUUAUCUCUUUAAAAAAAAUCAUUUUCUCAAAUAAAGUUGGUACAGAAUGAA